Empidonax traillii (willow flycatcher) is the source of this 1481-nucleotide messenger RNA. RefSeq lists its product as uncharacterized. The record is from RefSeq and is a predicted model, not a curated record. The coding region runs from base 1 to 1062 and encodes 353 amino acids. The transcript has 2 exons. Lineage: Eukaryota; Metazoa; Chordata; Aves; Passeriformes; Tyrannidae.
AUGGGGUGGGUGUGGAGCUGUGAGCAGGGAGGAAAACACCAGGAGGGAACAGAGGGGACAGAAUCCCACUUCCAGAGGUGCCAAUCAGUGGUUUGUUGGCUUUUCCCAGUGGGGAAAAAAAAAAACAAAAAUCAGCCCUGUGGUGGUUCUGUAUCCACGUGGAGCCCAAUAAAGAUGUUCCGGUGCAAGAGCUUGGCUUGGUGCCUAAUUCUUUGCUUCAGGAGAUGGCUCUGGAUUUGGGAAAGCCUGGAUCCUGCUGGCUGUGGAGGCUGUGGCUGCCUCCUCUCGGUGUUCUGUAGCCACUGGAGGGGGCCGGAGAACAGGGAAUGCUCCAGUGCCAGCUCCUGCCUCGCCACCCCGGGAGAUCCUGAUUUUUUUUUCCCCCCGGUUUUUCAGGAGAGCCUGAAAACUUUCCACCUGCUCCCUCCAAACAGACCUCUCGUUCCCGCUCCUGCCUCCUUGGGAGCUCUGGAAAUGCAGCUCCUCCGUGUGUCCUGGCAUGAAAACACGUGGGAUUCCUCAAAAUGUUUGGAUUUUUAUAACUUAGCCUUCAUUUUUGCAGCAUUUUCGCUGGAGAACUCCCUCCAAGCUUCAGCUGCAGGAGUUCCUGCUGGUUGCUCUGUUCUUCCCAAGGGUCAGCAGGUGGAUUUAGUCCCUGUAAGUGCCUUCAGUCCAGGGCACAGUCCCUUUUUUUCAGGACUCCUGCUUUUCCCAUUUGGGAAGUGCUUGUCUGCUCUGGUGCCAGUCUUCCCUCUGAAGGCAAAACCAGAGUUUCUUCCCAGCUGGAAGAAAAAAAACCCAUCCAAUGGUUUUGGAAUUCCAGUGGUGACGAACAAAACCAAACGAGCCCUAAUCUUAAAUUUUCCCAACUCCAGCCUUGAAAUUCCUCUGCCACGGAGCAGGACCCUCCUGGCUCUCUGGGCAUCUCCCCCCAGGGCCCCCGAAAUGUGGUACCUCCUGGUGCAUCUCUGGAGGUUUCUCCUCAGCUGGGAGAGCUCGGUGUGUCUGAGCUGCCAAUCCCAGCACAAGCAACAUGGAAUUGUUGAGAGGAAUCGCAGGUAAUCCACCUGUUUCCCUCAGUUAUCCCUCCAUGGUGGAGGAGCUGGGAAUUCUGGUCGCCUCUCAGUGAAUUCCAGCUGUGACAGACUCCCCUCUGAGCCUGUCGUUGCGGCAUUUUCUUUCUUAUCACACUCAGGCACCUUUAAGGAAGAGAAAAGAUCUCUUCUUGCACCGUGUGGUGCUCAAAUAUUUGCUCUGGGCUUUGAGAACCCACCAGAUCUGGGGCAGUGUCCAAGAAAUUCCUGUAGGAUCCGUUAUUCCCACUGCUGGGCAAGCCCCUCCUGAUUUAACUUGUUGGCAUUCCCUAUCAGCUCCUUCGUGUCUUCCCUCCCAAAGGAGGCCUUUGAUCCCUGGAAGAAGAAGAAGAAGAAGGAAAAAGGUUGUGGAGGGGAAAAAAGAAGGAAAAGGUUGUGGAAGAAAAA